UGGCAUCGGUAUUGAAAAACAAAGAAAACGCGAUUUUAACAGGUGCACACUUUAUGUGCUAUAUUCAGAUUUCCAACGCUCUCCCGGCGGCGCACCGUCACCACCACCACCGCCCUCAAUACCAUCACUAUCGCUACCGCCCGUUUGCAAACAGGCCCGUCAAAGGAAACAACGGGGUGGCUAUCCGCGGUGGUUCAAUAAACGGCUGCAGCCAGGGGCGUAUUUAUACUGUACAUUAUAUUGCCGACUACAAACAUGAUACAACUCCGGUCCGCGGUGCUUUGGUGAACAACAAAAUUAGUCCUCGUAGGAACGCACGACUACGCACGAGCACUAAUGAAUUACAAACAAUGACUGAUUUAAUCGAUUUUUCAAAUCUGUGUUGAAUUUUUUUUUUUCGUAUUUCCUUAUAAAAAUAUUAAGACUUUAUCUUAAAAUGUAUGAAAGUUAAACUGAUCGAAUACACCGUCAUAUGCAUUGUAUCACUGAUAACUUUAAUCUAUGUACACGUCUUUCGAUUUAUUAAAAAUUUUUUUUAAGAUAAAAAUGUUGAGACCAAA
This is a messenger RNA of Sipha flava (yellow sugarcane aphid), 560 nucleotides long. RefSeq lists its product as uncharacterized. The coding region runs from base 54 to 386 and encodes 110 amino acids. The transcript has 2 exons. NCBI's taxonomy places the organism in Eukaryota, Metazoa, Arthropoda, Insecta, Hemiptera, Aphididae. The record is from RefSeq and is a predicted model, not a curated record.